Ruditapes philippinarum (Manila clam) is the source of this 5138-nucleotide messenger RNA. RefSeq lists its product as uncharacterized. The record is from RefSeq and is a predicted model, not a curated record. The transcript is spliced from 2 exons. Bases 2269 to 3291 code for a protein of 340 amino acids. NCBI's taxonomy places the organism in Eukaryota, Metazoa, Mollusca, Bivalvia, Venerida, Veneridae. Gene Ontology annotation, molecular function: metal ion binding.
UUAUUUGAUCGCUCAUUAGUCCAGGAAGGUUACAACUGAUCCGGCAAUAGCUGACACUGUAGGAAUGUUUACCACAGUUUGGUAUUUUGACCGUCUUUGUUUUCACGUUUUGUAAACAAAGGAAUUUGUGUAUUGGACUAUGCUUUGCGAUUGGAUUACUGCAUAAUGUGUAUAAAGACAAAGAUGGUUGAUUAAAUCAUCAAUUCUAUGGUGAAAAAUGUGUAUACUAAUAUUAGGAACAUCUCACAUACACUGGUUGGAACGAUUUCUUCGACAAAAGGGCAACAAUAACAAUGUUUUUAACGUUGGUGGCGAUGCUAGCCCAGAAGUACAUUUCCGAAGUAUAAGUGGAGGAAAAAUUUGUAAUAAACACCACGUUAACUGUUGGGAACUGAGUAUAUCAGAACUGCGUCCAAAAUAUUUAAUAAUUCAAUUAGGUGGAAACGAUAUUGAUUCGUCUAAAAUGGACAGUGCAUCAUUAGAACUUCUGGUUUUGCGAAUAGUGAACAUUUUCGCAACAUUUCAAGUUCGAUACAACAUUGCGGAGGUUGUAGUGUUGCAGUUCAUUCCAAGACCUAGGCCACGUUAUAUAUCGGGAGAUACCUAUGGUGAAUUGGUGCACAAAGCCAAUAUCAUGCUCAAAGGGGAGCUAUCAAAAUUUCCUCGAAUACUUUAUUGGAAGAUCAAGGGAAUAAAAAAUCCAACAACAAACAUCUUUAGAGACGGUGUUCAUUUGAAUUUUGCUGGCAUUAUAAGAUAUUACAAAAACAUUCGUGGAGCUGUUUUGAAGCUAUUAAAAUCAUAAUUUCCUGAUCAAGUACGUGAUAAGUACAUACCAACAAGUGAAAUGUGGAAAACUGUGGAUCUCAAGUGAAGACGACAAAUAUAUACUUUACAUCUUAGUCCCAAAGUGAACUUAAGACGUAUACUAAUUUUGGUUGAAUGUGAUAGUUAUAGUAUCAAAUUAUUUGAAGGACUAUGUUUGCACAUUUACUUGACAAUUUCUAGCGAAAUGUUUGUUUUUUAUUACACACAUAAUGUUUGUGCAUAUAAUGCUUUUAUUGAUGGCUUUGAUGUAGUUAGUUUUUAAUGAUGCCUUAAUUUUAAGGUGGUUUAUUCGACUUUAGUGGUAAAGUUCGUAAGAUUUAACAGUUUGUUAAAGUCCUUAAUUGUAAGGAUAUUUUAGUUUAAACACGCCUUAAUUUUAAGGUAGUUGUUUAAUGCUAAAUAGUUUUUAGUUACAUACACCUUAAUUGUAAGGUGACAAUUUUCAAAAGAGUUGAAAAUAUUUUCUAAGUUAAUGUUCCUUAAUUUUAAGGAAUAUGAGCUAUAGCUUUACACCUUAAUUGUAAGGUGACACCUUAAUUGUAAGGUGACAAUUUUCAAAGGAGUUGAAAUCAUUUUCUAAGUUAAUGUUCCUUAAUUUUAAGGAAUAUAAGCUAUAGCUUUACACCUUAAUUGUAAGGUGACACCUUAAUUGUAAGGUGACAAUUUUCAAAAGAGUUGAAAUUAUUUUCUAAGUUAAUGUUCCUUAAUUUUAAGGAAUAUGAGCUAUAGCUUUACACCUUAAUUGUAAGGUGACACCUUAAUUGUAAGGUGACAAUUUUCAAAGGAGUUGAAAUCAUUUUCUAAGUUAAUGUUCCUUAAUUUUAAGGAAUAUAAGCUAUAGCUUUACACCUUAAUUGUAAGGUGACACCUUAAUUGUAAGGUGACAAUUUUCAAAAGAGUUGAAAUUAUUUUCUAAGUUAAUGUUCCUUAAUUUUAAGGAAUAUGAGCUAUAGCUUUACACCUUAAUUGUAAGGUGACACCUUAAUUGUAAGGUGACAAUUUUCAAAAGAGUUGAAAUUAUUUUCUAAGUUAAUGUUCCUUAAUUUUAAGGAAUAUGAGCUAUAGCUUUACACCUUAAUUGUAAGGUGACACCUUAAUUGUAAGGUGACAAUUUUCAAAAGAGUUGAAAUUGUUUUCUAAGUUAAUGUUCCUUAAUUUUAAGGAAUAUGAGCUAUAGCUUUACACCUUAAUUGUAAGGUUGUCAGAAUAAUCACAGUUUUACUGUACAUAGUUUUUUUUUUUUUUUGUUUUUUUUUUUUUUACAACGAGUCAGCGAUAUACUGAAGUGUAUCAUAUUUCAAUGUACAGUUUCAUUUAUAAACCUGUUGCUGGGAGUGUAAAAUUUAUCUACAUGUUUAAAUGUCAGAUCGUUUAUGCUAGCAAAUAUGCGCGUUUAGAGAGAGAUUUUACAUCUGUUAGGAUAGACACGCUAUAAUUAUCAUGCCUUUAAAACGAAAGCGAACUCCAUCUGCCAAAGCUGCGGCCUUGUCGAAGAAAUCUAAAACGUCAGAAACAUCUUCCAGUACGGAGCAACCUGAAGCAUCAAAAACAUCGUCCAGUUCUGCAUCUUCUAUGUCUCAAACAACAAAACAGCAACUAAUUGACGAAUUAGUGCCCGCUGUCACCAAGGGUGUGGUUGAAUCCCUGGUUGCCAUGAAAGUUCUGCCAGGCACAUCAACCACUGAAGAACAAACAUCAACACAAGAUGAACAUACCACAUCAGAUGUACAGACACAAGGUAAUAUUUCAACUGUAUCAACAUUUCCACAGGAGUUACUCACAAUCAGUAUGCACGUGGAACAGAAGACAAGAAGCAAAAUAUGGGCUGAUGAAUACAUUGAUUUAGGUUUACUACUCCCAGCCUCAGCUAUGGACAGUGCAGACGACAGUUGUCAAUUGAGAAUGGUGGAGUCAACAUCUGGUUUAAUGUUAAUCCGGAAGCCCCAACAGAAAACCAUUUUGUCAUUACCAAGAUGGUUUUCUGCUUUUCAUUGUUUUGUUUCCAUUUACACUGAAAAAUUCCCUCAUGCAGCCCCGGCCCUGAUGCAGUAUACCGAAACGAUCAGGAAAUUAGGUCAGCGAGCAGGAGAUGAGGCGGCCUUGUUCUACGAUAAAACAUUUCGUCAGUUACGACAGACCGAUCCCACCCUAGUGUUCAGUAGCCUGCAUACAGACACCUACACUGAAGCCUUAGCUAUGGGUUUAACCCAGCAGAAGAAAUCCUUCAAUCUAAAGCCAUUUCAGGCCUUUCGGUCCCAAGGGUCACCACAAGCCGGUAUGCCAUGCUACAGUUUUAACAACAACAAUGGGAAGUGUACUAGACCCCGAUGCCCCUUUAAGCAUGUAUGUCAACGUUGCUAUGGACCACACAGCAAAAAAUCAUGUGGUAUCAGACCAGCAGUGCAACCAAGCACAUUCGUCAAUAAGAAACCCGCCAACCAAUUAUCCAAUUUUAAACGCUAGUGCUGAUUCAUCUGUUAUAGGUUAUAGUCGGUCUGUUUGUACACCUGUCAAGAUUGAAAAACUUAGUUUUUGGUUAAAAGGUUAUGAUGAAUCAGAAAAACAAUUUCUUGAAACCGGUUUCACUAAUGGUUUCAGGAUCCCUUACACAGGAAAGAGGCAGUUUCGGACCUCGGCUAAUUUAAAAUCAGCACAGAUUAAUCCUGGUGUGUUGAUUUCAAAAAUUGCAUGUGAAGUUGCAGCAGGUCGUGUAGCUGGUCCUUUUACUGACCCCCCAUUUCUUAACUUACAAGUUUCUCCUUUAGGAUUGGUUCCUAAAAAGGAAGAAGGUCAAUACCGGGUUAUUCAUCAUUUGUCCUUCCCUGAAAAGUCUUCUGUCAAUGAUGGUAUCCCAGAUAAUUACUGUACGGUUUCAUAUCAAAACAUUGAUACAGCUGUUUCAUUAGUAAAAGCCUGUGGUCAGUAUUCAUACAUGAUGAAAGUGGACAUCAAAAAUGCUUAUCGUAUUGUUCCAAUACACCCAGAUGAUUAUGAACUUCUUGGUUUCCAAAUAAAUGAUAGAUAUUAUUUUGAUAAAACUUUACCGAUGGGUCUGAGCUAUUCUUGCGCCCUUUUUGAAAGGAUCAGUUCUGCUAUCCAGUGGAUUGCUGAAAAUAAACUUGGUUUACAUAAUUGUGCCCACAUUCUAGAUGAUUUCUUUUUUGUUGGGGACAAUUUAGACCUGUGUGAAAAAGGUUUACAAAUUUUCAUUGACUGGUGUGCUUCAGUCGGUUUACCAAUUAAUCAUGCUAAAACUUGUCGGCCAUGCAGAAUCAUGUCUUUUGUUGGAAUUGAAUUGGAUUCUGUACUAAUGGAGAAACGAUUGCCCCAAGAAAAACUUAAUAAGAUUCGCCUAGCUCUAGACAAAUUCAAGCAUCGAAAAAAAGCAACUCUCCUUGAACUACAGUCUGUUAUUGGUUUGCUUAAUUUUGCUUGUGCUGUUAUUGUUCCAGGCAGGGCAUUUUUACGUCGUAUCAUUGAUCUAACUAUUGGUUUGAAUAAACCUCACCAUCAUAAACGGUUAACAAAAGAUGCUAGAGCAGAUUUUCUGGCAUGGUCAUCGUUCAUGUUUCAAUUUAAUGGCAAGUCGAUGUUUCUACCAGACCGUUGGGUCACUUCUGUGUCAUUGGAUCUUUUCACAGAUUCUAGUAAUGUCGGAUUUGGUGGGUACCUGUCAAACAAAUGGUUUUCAGCCAGUUGGCCUCAUGAAUGGUUGAAAUAUCACAUAACUGUGAAAGAACUAUUUCCUAUUGUUUUAGCUCUAGAGUUGUUUGGUAGUAAUCUCACCAAUCAAUGCAUAGUAUUACACACAGACAAUGAGGCGGUCGUGCAUAUUAUAAACAAGCAAUCUUCCAGGGAUAAACAUAUAAUGGUUCUAAUACGUCGCUUGGUUAUGCAAACAUUAAAGAACAAUAUAUUAUUUAAAGCGGUCCAUAUACCAGGAAUUCAGAACUCUUUGGCUGAUUACCUUUCUCGUUUGCAGGUAGACAAGUUUCUCAAAGACAACACAUGCACAGAUCUAAUGGAAAUCAAAGUCCCUCAACAGCUGAUAACUCUUUGACAACAAUAAGUGCUUUUCUACUGGAUAAGGCUCUGUCACCAACAAGUCAUACUACAUAUAAUAGAGCGUAUAAAUUGUAUGAGCAAUUUUCAAAAGAACAUUUUAAACAGAGUGCUGUUUUCCCAGUUCCAGUUUCACAUUUACUGCUGUUUAUAGCACAUUGCUACAAACGGGGACUUGCACCAGCAACUGUAUGUACAUAUAUUUCAGCCAUUGGUUAUAAACAUAAAAUACUUCAAAUGCCUGACCC